AUGAGACCCAGGCGGUCGUCCGGGGCGAGCGAAUCCAGCACUGGAACAGCCCGCCCCGAACAGGAACUCGGAAGCAUGUAUGACUACUUGGCCAAGAUUAUAUUGCUGGGACCCAGUGGCUCGGGGAAGUCAUGUCUGCUUCAUCGAUUUGUCAAGAACGAAUGGCGAGUACUGUCGUCACAGACCAUCGGCGUCGAGUUUGCAACGAAAAUCAUCAAAGUCGGGAGCGGGGCGAGACGAAAGCGGAUAAAACUCCAACUAUGGGAUACAGCAGGCACCGAGCGGUUUCGAUCGGUUUCGAGGUCGUACUAUCGAGGAGCGGCCGGCGCAAUCUUGGUUUACGACAUCGCAUCGCACUUAUCCUUCCGAGGGCUACAACCGUUUCUUAACGAUGCGCGGGCGCUAGCGUCUCCUCAUCUGAGCGUCAUGCUGGUGGGAAACAAGUUGGACUUGGCUUCUGAGAACCUCAUUGAUACAAGCUUGCCUCCUCCGACUCCCAGCAGCGUGGGCUCUGUAGCGACUAUGACGGCAGGCGUCAACGGCGGGGCUUCAUCUUCCUACAAGGACCAUGCCGGCUCCAUUGGAGCCGGCACGCAACAGAGAGCUACGGAGGCGCCAGAGGGUCGUGAGAUAUCAUCUGCGGAGGCGAGCCGGUGGGCUAGCACCGUGGGCAUUCCCGUCGUGACGGAAGCAAGCGCGCUUAAUGGCGAAGGCGUGGAUGAGAUUUUCAACCGACUGGCCAGGAUGAUCUUGACCAAGAUUGAGCUGGGCGAAAUUGAUCCAGACGACCCGAUGAGCGGCAUUCAAUACGGAGACGGUGGUGGAUGGAACACGGCCAGCGAUGGAGGCAGCAUUAAAAGCUCCAUCACCGGUGGCACGUUGGACGAGAGCCUCAGCGGCCCACGGAGGCGCAGAAGAGGAAAAGGCCGAACCCAGAACUGGAAUCUGCGGGAAUGGGAAGAAGUCUUUACGCUGAGCAGCCGUCGGAGGAACCGAGGAUGCUGUUGA
Trichoderma breve is the source of this 1008-nucleotide messenger RNA. RefSeq names its product ras family domain-containing protein. The record is from RefSeq and is a predicted model, not a curated record. Gene Ontology annotation, cellular component: endosome. Gene Ontology annotation, biological process: regulation of endocytosis. NCBI's taxonomy places the organism in Eukaryota, Fungi, Ascomycota, Sordariomycetes, Hypocreales, Hypocreaceae. The coding region runs from base 1 to 1008 and encodes 335 amino acids. The transcript has 4 exons. Gene Ontology annotation, molecular function: GTP binding; GTPase activity.